ACAACUUUGAACGUCCAGCCUACCAUAACUCGGUUGACCUCGCACGCCUGCAGGUCCAAAUCGCAGAAGCGUUUGAUAUCUUCGGGAGCUUGCAGCAGGGCUGAAACAACAAAAUUCAUAUAUCCUGCAGGAGGUUGAACAAUUUCAACAAAACUUCGCUCGCCUUCCCAAUCUUCCCCCUCAAACGUCUCACACGCCCACACUGCUUAGGACACGGGAAAACCUGACCUUUCUGAAGUCAAGAUAAGAACUGCAAGGCAUAUGCAGGAUACGAACGCCACUGCCGCAACGCCGACAGCUCCGAUGGAACUAGACAGAAAGCUAUCGCUGCUGGAAGCUCUACAGCUUCACGAGCUGGACUUGGAUCUCAAGCUACGACUCGGAGAUGACACCGAAACGACACCCUCAUCCGAGACCACAACUCUUAGCGAACGUCAAUCGAGUAUCACAAGCCCGCGAAGUAGCAUCUGCAGCAGCAAUACCUCCACCACAAGCGCUCGUGGAUCAACAGCGAAACCCACAAAGCGCGUCCGGUUUGAGGAAUCUGUGUCCUGCUCAUUCUUCGAGGAAAAUUUGGAGCACCUGGCUAGACCUCCACUGCAUAAGCGACCAUCUUUUGUCCAAAGAAGUUGGGACCGAAUCAAAACCCGCAACUCGUCCGUGGAAUCCGAAAUAGCGUUGGCAAGCAUUCCAGCCACCACGCGGAAUCCAUAUACCAUCACGCGUCGGAGCUCGUCCUCGGACUUGCUGGAAGCAAGCUCGAAUGCGGCAAAACGACCCCUACUUGCGCCAAAGUCGCUCUCCUACACCAUUCAGCAACCUUUGCGAGAGUCAGCUGGACGCAAGUACGAUGAGGCACAAACGAUAGCAUAUUACAGGACCAAACCAACAACCGCGAAAGGUGAUUGGGACGACCUGCUGGGUCCUGCGAAAACGAACACAAUGGCUGUAUGAGACCGAUCACGACAGACGACUUCCGCCCUUGUUUGGUUGGGGCUAUUAGCGAUGGCGUUGUGGGCUUGAGUAAAAUAGAUGUAUGACUACUGCAGCAUGACUGGCAAUCCCGGAGAGAAGAGCACGCACAUACCCGCUCGACGAGCCUAGAAGCAUAGACUAAUGUUGAUGAAGAUGAUUGCUGUUUGUUUGGGGCGCGCAAGUAACUGUACCAACAAAUCUGCAUCUGGCAAGGACAG
Messenger RNA from Pseudocercospora fijiensis CIRAD86, 1193 nucleotides. RefSeq lists its product as uncharacterized. The record is from RefSeq and is a predicted model, not a curated record. NCBI's taxonomy places the organism in Eukaryota, Fungi, Ascomycota, Dothideomycetes, Mycosphaerellales, Mycosphaerellaceae. The transcript has a single exon. Bases 262 to 954 code for a protein of 230 amino acids.